ACGAGAUAGAGAAUUUAGAGCUUAUGAAGGAAGAUUGGAUUAACUGGCUGAAGGAUUAUUAUUCAGGGAGGAACCACGAAGUUAUAAUCGGUACUGCGAGAACUAGAAAUAUGAUGAGAACUGCACGCAAAAGCGAACCGUGCAACAGCCACGAGGCUAAUACUUCACGGGAAAUUUUUCAAUUGACGCAGAGACCUCAAGAAAUGUCGAAUUUGGCGAACGUUGUUUGCAAUUUCGAGAAGGGUUAUCUCUCGCCUUCGAAAAAGGAGAGAGCAGCCGACGAAUACAAGCAGAAGAACUUCGUCAAGAAGACUGUCGAAUCUUUAGAAAUGGAAUGCAAGAUUUAUAACGAUUUGAAGGCCGCGCAGGAGAUUUCAAAAUGUCCGGAAAGAAAUAAGUCGAACGAUGCUCCUAUGCUGAAAUCGUGGAAAAGAAGUUCCAGGAUCUUCCGCAAUCCAUUCAAAAACGAUUUCUCGCAUUCGAAGCCAAAUAGUAGGAACGAUAACGAAUUUGACGGAAGUGACUUGUCAUCUGAGGAGAGAAUUCUUAAUACGUCGUCGGACAGUAACAGACAUAUUCGGAGAAGACUGAAAGAGUUAGAAAAUUCAAAGUGCUUGGGCAAAUCAAAGAUGAUCCUGUCUGCUUUCGGUCGCAAAGCUUCUGGUCUGGAGAUCUGCUCGACUUUCUUGCGUUCCAAUUCCGAUUCCUCGAGUCCCUCUAAUUGCUUCACAAGAGCAGAGCUGAUGCGAAAGAUCGACCUUUCCGACUCGGUGAGAAGGUUCUCUCCCGACAAGACGAAGACGAUGGGUAGCGUCGAUCCCUACAUGACUUCAUCGGCGGAAACUAUUUCUACAGCCGAGGAUUCUCUUCCAACAACGAGUACCUUGAUCGACGAUUCCCCGAAGAGCGAUAAUUCGAUGUCGGCAGAAAUUUCACAUGUCGAUAAAUCUCCAAAGGUACUCGGGGCAUUUCUGAAGAAACCGAUCGACGUCGAGAACACUUUCAUCGAUUGGAUACCUACCAACGGAAAGAGGCUGCCGCGGAAGAGAUCGCUCAAGAAGUUGCUCUCUUUGUUGACCAGAGGAAAGUACGCCAGAAAGUUCUCGUCGGAAAGAAACCUGAAAGAGGAACCGCAAGAAUUCCAAGAUUCUGGAUACGACGAGAGAUCUUGCUCCUCUAUGUCUCUAACUUCUCUGAUUUCCAUCGCGGACGCGCUACGUCACCAAGAAAGCAGCUAUUUCGAAUCUAAUAGAAGAAGCGAUCUGAAAACUUUCAAAUCGAAGAACAAAUCGACCGAAGAAAAGCAGAGCGAAGCUUUUUGCGAUACGUAUCGUUCUGCGGAGAACCUGAAGGGAAAGCAGCUGCUUCUAACGGAGGUGCCACGCGAGGAAGUGAAGCUGGAUCUUGGCUCAUGCUAUCCUCCUCUUUCCCAGACGAUUCGAUUCCCAUCGCCUUUAGUCGACGAACUUGUACCCAGGCCACCGAACCAUCCAUACGUAUCGAAGAUGCCGAAAAAUCCGUUCGUUACCUCGACUAAGAUAGACAACUUGGCGGAAUUUAACAGCUCUCACGUGUAUUACAAUAACAGUGAUUUGUCAUUGAUGAUCAUUAAGAACGACCUGUACGAAGUGGAGUUUCGAAGAAGCUGCAACGACCUUCCCUCGUCGAAUGUCUAUAGCAGCUCUUCGUCCGUGACCAACCACUACGACGUCCCCAGAAUAUUCUUAUCCAAGUUCGAGAACGAAAUACUAUGGAUGCGGAAGUCGAAAUCGAAGCUAAACAUGAAAGAGGAGCCAAUUUACGACAUUCCCAAGUCACAAAGUAUCGAGAGACCUACGUCCAGCAUUUACGAUGACGUUCUGUCGUUGAAGAGAAAGGGCAUUCACGUAGAAGCUAAAACCGAUCUCAACACCCGCUCUCUGGCUCAAUGCGACUUGGAAUCUCACUAUGCCAUCACAAAACUAGAAUCUACCUGA
Messenger RNA from Bombus pyrosoma, 1976 nucleotides. RefSeq lists its product as uncharacterized. Bases 24 to 1976 code for a protein of 650 amino acids. The record is from RefSeq and is a predicted model, not a curated record. The transcript is spliced from 2 exons. Lineage: Eukaryota; Metazoa; Arthropoda; Insecta; Hymenoptera; Apidae.